AUGUCUCUUCGCGUUGACGACAGUGGACGGCGCGCCCGGUCGCGCUCACCCGGCCGCGGCGCAGAGGAUCGCGACCGCAGCCGUGGUCGCGUGCCCGAGCCGGACCCGUAUAUCAUGGACGCGGUGCGCAUGCCUUCUCCGCCAGCCGGCUUCAGCUACGACGAUGACCGCGAUGCGCCGCCUCGGAGGUCUGUGUACGACUAUGAAGACCAUUCUGGACCGUACCGCGUGACUUCGCCCACUGACGAGUCGUCAUAUCGACGCAGCCGGGAGAAGUUCGAUGACGACGACGGCCAUGGCAAGUAUGCCAGGCAUAAUGAGGACAGGAAGUACAAGAGAGACUCCACGCGGGGGAAUGAACGUGACUCAGAAAAGGACCGUCUUGCAAAUGCUCUGGGUGGUGCGGCAGCUUACCUCCCCGCAAAGUAUGCCUCGAAAGUCAUGGACAAGGCGCUGGCAUCCGAUGGCGAGAAGGACAAGAAGAAGAGCGAGAAGAAGGCCCGUCUGGAGGAGGACCUCGCGUACGGAAAUACCGCGGCUCUACCCGGCAGAUUCCCAAGAGACGAUUCACCACCAUCUGAAUUCAAAUACGCGAGCGCACCGCAAUGGCAGUAUGGCCAACCCGAUGACAACCUCCAUUAUAACAUCAGGAAUGCCGAGUAUAAUGGCCCCUCCCUGAGCCCACCAAGAGGCGACCGACGCUCCCGCAGAGAACCGAGUCCAGGUCCUCACCGAACUUCCAGCAAGAAGCACCGUGAUGAUGACCCGCGAUCUUCCAAGUCAAGCGGCUUGACUGUUGAAUCGGGCAGCAGGCGCCGCGAUCGAUCGCGUUCGCCUCAGCCUCCUGUCAAGGGCAUGUCCUCUCUCAGUGUCAGUACAGGACACCCAAGUGGCUCUCAUCUCUCACUAGCGAACGCGCCUGGCUCCCCGCUACUCGAGUCCUACCAUGGGACCUACCAGUCUAUGUCGCCUAUGCCAUCACCACUCCUUCUUGCUUCCAACGGGCCUCUUUCGCCUAUUGAGCCAUUGUCCCCAGGGGUUUCGGACGACGAGCGCGGCGACAAGAAAAAGCGUCGCGCGCGCUUUAGCGAUCCAGUCGAUGAUGCUGCUCGUCUUGCGAAGGCGCUCAAGGGAGAGAAGCGUGCCCCUGACAUUGAGCCUCUAAUCGAGAUCCUUCCCGGUUUGACCCAUGAACAGAUCAUGGAUCUGCGCCAGGAGUACAAACGACUUGUGAAAACCGGCAGUGAACGCAAGGGCGUAAACAUUGCAAAGCAUAUCCGCGCGCGGCUAAAGGACGAACACCCGUUGUUGAUGAAAGCAGCGUACUCUGUUGCACUUGGCAAGUGGGAAGGAGAAGCAUACUGGGCGAACUUCUGGUACCAGGGUGAUAAGACCAGGCGCGAGCUGCUGAUCGAAUCUAUCAUGGGUCGGACCAAUGACGAGAUUCGAAGGAUCAAGGACGGCUUCAGUGAUAAGAAGUACCGCGACAGCCUCUCACAAUGCAUGAAGACAGAGCUCAAGGAGGACAAGUUCAAGAAGGCUGUUCUCAUGGUGUUGGAGGAGAGGAGGAUGGAAGAGACGGACGAGUACGGCCGACUUCUCCGCAUCGAUCAAAGGCUGGUUGAGGACGAUGCUCAUGAUCUCUACAAGUCCGUCAGGAGCGAGAAGGGUGGUGAAACAGCCAUGAUUCAGAUUGUUGUCAUGCGAAGCGACUCCCACCUCAGGGAAGUGUUGAAGCUCUACGAGAGGACCUAUAGGUCCAACUUCGCCAGAGACGCCCUCAAGAAGAGUGGAAACCUUGUCGGCGAACUUCUCGCGCACAUUUUGAACGGAGUGAUCAAUAAGGCUGUCCGUGACGCCUUGCUCCUGAACCACGCGCUCACGGCGUCCAAGAAGGACAACCUGCGUCGUGAGUUGCUGAUUAGUCGCUUGGUCCGCUAUCACUGGGAUCGCCACCACAUGGCUGCUAUCAAGAAGGCGUACAAGGAGCGGUACGGCCACGACCUGUCGCAAGCGGUCAAGGAGGGCACGAGUGGAGAAUGGGGCCUCUUCUGCGAGCAGCUAUGCGUUACACGCAUGCCCGAUGAAGUCAAGAGGUUUUCCAACGUUGAGAUUAUCAACAGGUAG
This is a messenger RNA of Neoarthrinium moseri, 2127 nucleotides long. RefSeq lists its product as uncharacterized. The coding region runs from base 1 to 2127 and encodes 708 amino acids. The record is from RefSeq and is a predicted model, not a curated record. Gene Ontology annotation, cellular component: cytoplasm. NCBI's taxonomy places the organism in Eukaryota, Fungi, Ascomycota, Sordariomycetes, Amphisphaeriales, Apiosporaceae. Gene Ontology annotation, molecular function: calcium-dependent phospholipid binding; calcium ion binding. The transcript has 2 exons.